Manduca sexta (tobacco hornworm) is the source of this 815-nucleotide messenger RNA. Its product is annotated as homeobox protein Hox-B4-like. The record is from RefSeq and is a predicted model, not a curated record. NCBI's taxonomy places the organism in Eukaryota, Metazoa, Arthropoda, Insecta, Lepidoptera, Sphingidae. Gene Ontology annotation, cellular component: nucleus. Bases 258 to 815 code for a protein of 185 amino acids. The transcript is spliced from 2 exons. Gene Ontology annotation, biological process: regulation of transcription by RNA polymerase II; anterior/posterior pattern specification. Gene Ontology annotation, molecular function: RNA polymerase II cis-regulatory region sequence-specific DNA binding; DNA-binding transcription factor activity, RNA polymerase II-specific.
UGAUAAAUCAAAUGACUUUGCAAUAACAUUGUAUAGCCUGUUUGUAAUUGAAACUUUGUGACAGUGUUUAGUGGAUUAGUGCUUGUGCUGGUGGUAAUCAUAACAUAAGAGAUACAGUGAGAUUGGCAAGAGUAUCCUGCACUCUAUGUUAUGAUUAUCAUUAAAGACAAAAGCUAAAAUAUAAAAUGAGCAUAUGUUAAAUGGCGGCCAUAUUAGGCGUGUUGAGAGCUAGGUGAUGCGAGCCGACCACGCCCACGAUGAGUUCGUUCCUCAUGAACGGCGGCUACCAACCGCAGCCGGACCCCAAGUUCCCGCCCUCCGAAGAGUACAGCCAGGCCGACUACAUACCGCCCGGGGAGUACUACCAACAUCAACACCUGCAAUACGGUUACCAACAUCAGUAUGCUCCUGUCCAAAUCGGUACCGGAUAUGGCUACGGCGGGUACUACCACCCGUUGCCCCAACAUCCUCCGGUCGCGCCGCCCCCGCGCCCCCCGGAGCCCUCGCAUCCAUCUGAUGCCGACCAUGGUUACGUCCCUCCCCAUAACUCUGAGGGGGCUCCUGGAUUAGCAGAGCUUGGACUGAGACUAGAGAGGCAUAUAGAAGAAGCGGCUCCUGCUGGAAGAAAACUCCAUGCGCUGGGCCGAGAAGGUUCUCCGGCUUCGGAGAUGGAUGACGAGCGACUUCUGCUGGACAGUCCACCAGUGGAGGACGACGACUCCUCAAUAUGUUCGGAUAAUACAGACAGGGUGAUAUAUCCGUGGAUGAAGAAAAUACAUGUGGCUGGAGCGUGUGAGUAUCCUCUAAACAAAUAA